This is a messenger RNA of Rhodamnia argentea, 1107 nucleotides long. RefSeq lists its product as uncharacterized. The transcript is spliced from 5 exons. The record is from RefSeq and is a predicted model, not a curated record. Lineage: Eukaryota; Viridiplantae; Streptophyta; Magnoliopsida; Myrtales; Myrtaceae. Bases 63 to 773 code for a protein of 236 amino acids.
GACAAAACCCUCCGAAGAAACAGUAGCUCCCGCCCCCUGGAGAGCUUGCUCCAAACUCUUCCAUGCAAUCCCUCGCUAAACGAAUCCGCACCUUCCACCGAUGCCUCCCUCUCGCCGCCGCCGGCUCCCUCUGCUCGCCUCGGCACUACGCCGUCCCGUCGCGGCGGCGGCCGAAGUCGCCGCCUCUCGCGCUCAAGAAGUCGGAUGAGAAAUCGGAGUGGUGGGUCGUGGACGGCGAGAUGCACGAGAUCGGCGACAACGUGCCUCCGCGCGAGCGUUUCGUGAUCCCGAGGGACAACAUCCCCAACAGGCGGCGGAAGCAGCUCAGGGAGCAGUUCAUGCGCCGCACCCGCCUCGUGCUCAAGGAGGCGGAGCAUGAGCCUUGGUGCAAAAGGUAUACGGAACUGUAUAAUGAGCUUAGGGAGAAUUGGGAGAGGUUGUAUUGGGAUGAAGGGUAUUCAAAGAAAAUUGCCCAAGAUCAUGCAAAUUAUGAAUCUGCUGAGGAUGAUGAUCAAGAUUUUUCCCCAUACAGGAGCAGGAGGUCUUAUGCAGGCCAAGUCAAGGAGCAAGGAUUUGUAAGGAAUGGACAAGGUGAUACGUGGGAAAAGGUUAACCAAAUUCGAGAUAAGUUCGAAUAUGAUAGAGAGAGAAGAACGAGGGAGAAAGCAUUUGCACCAAUGAACGCAACACCCCCUUCAGAUGAUCAAGGUGCAAGCUCCCGGUAUCAGCCAUUCGAUGCUCAGAGAUACUUUUCAGAAAGUGAAAGUGACUGAUGGUUCCCAUUAGAGUUCUGUAUCUCACCGGCUAAAAGUGGCAUAUCAGGCAAAUUUGUCCUUGACAAGUCACUCCGUUCCCAUGCCAGAGCCAGUAAAAGCAGUGAUUUGUGCGGUACUAUCACUUGUGGUGGUUGAUGAAGCCAACCUCGAUGCAGAUUCAGCAGAGCAUUUUGCACGGCAUGCUCUGGGGGAGUGCUCAGAGGAUCUGGACUGUAACCCUCUUUUUUCACUUAUACCUAUGUAUGAGAUAGGAAUAUAACUCUACAUGGUUCAGUGUAAUUUUGUAUCAGAACCUGAGAACUUUAAUCUCUUUAUCAUCCUAUUGCUUUCC